AUGGUAGCAACUUCAAAACCAUACGAAACCAAGGCUUCUGAUCUGAAGCCCAAGUGGCACGUCGUCGAUGCCGAGGGUCAGACGCUGGGGCGUCUGGCAACCAGAAUCGCGACCAUUCUCAACGGCAAACACAACCCGUUGUACGUCCCACACCUGCUCACCGGAGACUACGUGAUCGUCACCAACGCGGAGAAGAUCCACGUGACCGGCAACAAAGUGGCACAGAAAAUAUACUACCGGCACAGUGGGUACCAUGGCGGGCUGACCGAACGGACACUCGCCGAUAUGCUGGAGAAGCAUCCCGACCGCGUGAUCCGUCAGGCCGUGAAGGGUAUGCUGCCGAAGAACUCGCUCGGAAGAAAGAUGCUGAAACGAAUGAAAGUGUACGUCGGCCCGAAUCAUCCGCACGCUGCGCAGGUGUCAGGCUAA
Geodia barretti is the source of this 429-nucleotide messenger RNA. The record is from the annotation of a GenBank genome assembly. Lineage: Eukaryota; Metazoa; Porifera; Demospongiae; Tetractinellida; Geodiidae.